AUGGACGGUCCCCAAUCGCGAACCUUCAUCAAGUUUAUCAAAGACUUUGCGAAGUGGAAACAUCGAAAACAAAUUCACUUUGUUCUCUGUGAGGUUGACGGCACGAAAUGGUGAGAACAAUUUUAGACGGACCUCAGCCGGACGAUAAGGAUUACAGUAAAAUAAGAAUGCGUAAAAAUUGUGUUGCGAAUGGAGAAGAGCUGCACGCGAAGAUCUGCUAUCAGACCAGCGAUUGGGUGAAACGCGUCGACGGAGAGGCCUCAAUGACCGUUUUGACGAAAAGUAGUGUCAAGGAUGAGAAGCGCACCGAGUCGUUGUGUUUGGAGCCGUUCAAAUGGCACGACUUCAAGUGCAUUGCACUUGUCAACGAAGAUUCGACCGAACGAAAUGAGUAUUUGACGGACGGAGGGUUGUUCGUGAAAGUGGAGAUUCGAAUCGAUGAGGUUGUACCAGAGAUAAAAGAGUUGAUUCGAGGUGAGCUUCCGUUUCUGUAAUGCCGCGUCCAAAGUCUCGGAAACGCCGCAAAUCUCGCGGAUUUUGCAGUCCAAAGUCGGCAGAAAUUUGCGGGAAAUCCGGGGUGCGCACAGCUGAACGAGUGUUAAAAAUUUACCCAAGAAAUUUGAAAAAUUGCCAAUAUUCUCGAGAAUUUUUAAAUUUUUUUCAAAAAAAUACCGUUGAAAAUUUCCCCAAGAAAUAGGAAAAAAAUUUCAAAUAUUCUCGAGAAAUUUAAAUUUUUUUCAAAAAAAUACCGUUGAAAAAUUUACCCAAGAAAUUUGAAAAAAAUUGCCAAUAUUCUCGAGAAUUUUUAAAUUUUUUUCAAAAAAAAUACCGUUGAAAAAUUUACCCAAGAAAUUUGAAAAAUUUUUCAAAUAUUCUCUCGAGAAAUUUAAAUUUUUUUCAAAAAAAUACCGUUGAAAAAUUUACCGAAGAAAUUUGAAAAAAAUUUCAAAUAUUCUCGAGAAAUUUAAAUUUUUUUCAAAAAAAUUUCGUUGAAAAAUUUACCCAAGAAAUUGGAAAAAAAUUGCCAAUAUUCUCGAGAAAUUACAAUUUUUUUCAAAAAAAUACCGUUGAAAAAUUUACCAAAGAAAUUUUCAAAUUUUUCAAAUAUUCUCUCGAGAAAUUUUUAAUUUUUUUCAAAAAAAAUACCGUUGAAAAAUUAACCCAAGAAAUAGGAAAAAAAUUUCAAAUAUUCUCGAGAAAUUUAAAUUUUUUUCAAAAAAAAUACCGUUGAAAAUUUACCCAAGAAAUUUGAAAAAAAUUUCAAAUAUUCUCGCGAGAAAUUUAAAUUUUUUUCAAAAAAAUACCGUAGUUUUUAUGGUGUACGGUAACACUCGUUCAGCUGUGCGCACCCCGGAUUUCCCGCAAAUUUCUGCCGACUUUGGACUGCAAAAUCCACGAGAUUUGCGGGUUUUGCGAGACUUUGGACGCGGCAUAAUACCACAACUAAUAUCACUGCCUUCCAGGAGCCUGUGCUUUUGACAUAUCGAUUGAGAACUUUCGCAAAAAAGACAAAGCGCGCCUGGAUAUUGGAAAAGUUGCGAAUCGUCAUUGGUUAGCGCUCCAGAUCCGUUCUCUUUUCCAACCAAUUCAAUUUAGGAGAGUCGUACUCGUUGCGUAUCCUAGCCCUUACCCAACCAGGUUCGAAGUAUAUAUACAUAUACCCUUUUACACUAGUAAGCAUGCUCUUUGCCUGACCACCUUCGUGCUACGUAUUCUUAAUGCCUCUCGUGCGCGCUCGAUAACGCUCAAAGAGGUCUUUUUAAUGCGACAAGAAACAGCGGGACAGCGAUUCUUAAUUCCUCAUGACGUCAUGUUCAAGAAUAACAGUGGAUUUCUGACUGACCAAGGAGCUUUGGAGGUUGAAAUUGAGAUUCGUGUCAAUGCAAUUCAGCAAGAGGACGGGAAAACGUUGCUUUUCAAUUUGUAUGAUCCCUAUUUCGAGGAUAGUUUUGUCUUUAUAGGCAACACUGAAAAGAUGUACGUCAGCAAAACGGUUGGUUGAUUCUUUUCCGGCCUUGCCCAUCUCGUUUUCUUUGUCCAGCUUCUCGCCUUUCAUUCUCCAGUUUUAGCCGCAAGAAUUGAGUCAGGUCAACAAUCGCUUGGUUUCAACAAUUGCCAACGCAGUGCUUGGAAGACCAUACUUCAACUUGUUCACGGCGUCCGACUCAAUAUCAAUUGUCAGUUGGAACGAUGGUGGCAAACACGAAGUAGUAGAUAUUUCAGCCAAAAAGUACGAACAAAUACUCGAAAUCGCCGAUCGCUAUCAGAUAAUGACGGUCAUUAGGUAUUGUGAAGGACAAAUUCUCUAUUUCAAGAGGGGAUUUAUGAAGAGCUCGCGAGCUGCUGCGCUUGAGUUCGCAGAAAAGUACAAGAUGCGCUCGCUUUUGGUAAGCACCAAACGCCUCGAAAAUGCAAUGGAAUUUCAUUUCAGAAGUGUCUGCUGAAAGGGAAUGAAACCCCAUAG
Messenger RNA from Caenorhabditis sp. 36 PRJEB53466, 2464 nucleotides. Lineage: Eukaryota; Metazoa; Nematoda; Chromadorea; Rhabditida; Rhabditidae. The record is from the annotation of a GenBank genome assembly.